This is a messenger RNA of Dunckerocampus dactyliophorus (ringed pipefish), 11935 nucleotides long. RefSeq lists its product as uncharacterized. Lineage: Eukaryota; Metazoa; Chordata; Actinopteri; Syngnathiformes; Syngnathidae. Gene Ontology annotation, cellular component: myosin complex. Gene Ontology annotation, molecular function: actin filament binding; cytoskeletal motor activity; ATP binding. The record is from RefSeq and is a predicted model, not a curated record.
AGACCACCGAAGAUACUGUGCCUCUAAUUCUGGAUUAAGUGAGACCCAAAUAAAGUGCCAUCAUGGGGGACAAGGACAUGGACUGCUUUGGGCCUGCGGCAAUUUACCUCCGCAAACCAGAGAGGGAGAGGAUCGAGGCUCAGAAUACUCCAUUUGAUGCCAAAACGGCAUAUUUUGUCACUGUUCCAGAUGAGAUGUACGUCAAGGGUAAACUUGUCAAGAAAGAGGGUGGCAAAGCCACAGUCGAGACACUUGAUGGUAAGUCAGUCACAGUCAAAGAAGAUGAAAUCCACGCCAUGAACCCUCCCAAGUUUGAUAAAAUUGAGGACAUGGCCAUGAUGACCCACCUCAACGAGCCUGCCGUGUUGUAUAACCUCAAAGAGCGUUUUGCAUCAUGGAUGAUCUACACCUACUCCGGCCUGUUCUGCGUCGUGGUGAACCCCUACAAGUGGCUUCCCGUGUAUGACGCUAAGGUUGUUGUGGGCUAUAGAGGCAAGAAGAGGAUUGAGGCUCCACCCCACAUCUUCUCCAUCUCUGAUAAUGCCUAUCAGUUCAUGCUCACUGAUCGUGAGAACCAGUCUGUCCUUAUCACUGGAGAAUCCGGUGCAGGAAAGACUGUCAACACUAAGCGUGUCAUCCAGUACUUUGCAACAGUUGCAGUGGCUGGAGGCAAAAAAUCUGAACCAGCUGCAACUGCUGGCAAGAUACAGGUAAACAAAGGCCGAUUAUUUUUAGAAUAUGCAAGGGGAAAUUAAAAAAUGAGUGCAGACUGAGAUAAUCUGCUGUCUUUGCUGUAGUUCUAGGCUUUUGUUGAGAGCAUUUUAAUUCCCGUGUAGGGUUCCCUGGAAGAUCAAAUCAUUGCAGCCAACCCUCUGCUGGAGGCCUAUGGUAACGCCAAAACUGUGAGGAAUGACAACUCAUCCCGUUUUGGUAAAUUCAUUAGAAUUCAUUUCGGAACAACUGGCAAACUGGCCUCAGCUGAUAUUGAAACAUAUCUGCUGGAGAAGUCCCGUGUCACCUUCCAGUUGUCUGCUGAGAGGAGUUACCACAUCUUUUACCAGCUGAUGACUGGACACAAACCGGAACUCUUGGAGGCUCUUUUGAUCACCACCAACCCUUAUGACUACCCAAUGAUCAGUCAGGGUGAAAUCACUGUCAAGAGCAUCAAUGAUGUGGAGGAGUUCAUUGCAACAGAUACUGCCAUUGAUAUCCUGGGCUUCAGUGGAGAGGAGAAAAAUGGCAUCUACAAGUUGACAGGUGCUGUGAUGCAUCAUGGCAACAUGAAAUUCAAGCAGAAGCAGCGUGAGGAGCAGGCUGAACCUGAUGGCACUGAGGUGGCUGAUAAAAUUGCCUACCUUGCGGGUCUGAACUCUGCUGAUAUGCUGAAAGCUCUGUGCUAUCCCAGAGUCAAAGUUGGCAAUGAGAUGGUGACCAAAGGUCAGACCGUCCCACAGGUGAACAAUGCUGUCUCAGCAUUGUGCAAGUCCAUCUACGAGAAAAUGUUCUUGUGGAUGGUCAUCCGUAUCAAUGAGAUGUUGGACACAAAGCAGCCAAGACAGUUCUUCAUUGGAGUGUUGGAUAUCGCUGGAUUUGAGAUCUUCGAUUUUAACAGCUUGGAGCAACUCUGCAUCAACUUCACCAACGAGAAACUGCAACAGUUUUUCAACCAUCACAUGUUUGUCCUGGAGCAAGAAGAAUACAAGAAAGAAGGCAUUGAGUGGGAAUUCAUUGACUUCGGUAUGGACUUGGCUGCCUGCAUUGAGCUUAUCGAGAAGCCAAUGGGUAUCUUCUCCAUCCUUGAAGAGGAGUGCAUGUUCCCCAAGGCCUCUGAUACAACAUUCAAGAACAAGCUGCAUGACCAGCAUCUUGGCAAGACUAAAGCCUUUGAGAAGCCAAAGCCUGCAAAGGGCAAGGCUGAGGCCCACUUCUCUCUGGUUCACUAUGCUGGUACUGUGGACUACAACAUUGCUGGCUGGUUGGACAAGAACAAGGACCCAUUGAAUGACUCAGUUGUUCAGCUCUACCAGAAGUCAGCAAACAAAUUGUUGGCCAUGUUAUAUGCAGCUCAUGCUUCAGCUGAUGAUGCUGGUGCAAAGAAGGGAGGUGGAAAGAAGAAGGGUGGUUCCUUCCAGACUGUCUCUGCUCUUUUCAGGGAGAACUUGGGCAAGCUGAUGACCAAUUUGAGAAGCACUCACCCUCACUUUGUGCGUUGCUUGAUUCCCAAUGAAUCAAAGACCCCAGGUCUUAUGGAGAACUUCUUGGUCAUCCACCAACUGAGAUGUAACGGUGUGCUGGAGGGCAUCAGAAUCUGCAGAAAGGGCUUCCCCAGCAGAAUCCUCUACGGUGAUUUCAAGCAGAGAUACAAAGUAUUGAAUGCCAGUGUCAUCCCAGAGGGUCAGUUCAUUGACAACAAGAAAGCUUCAGAGAAACUGCUGAGCUCUAUUGAUGUGGAUCACACUCAGUACAAGUUUGGACACACAAAGGUGUUCUUCAAAGCUGGUCUUCUGGGUACCUUGGAAGAGAUGAGAGAUGAGAAACUGGCUGAGCUGGUGACCAUGACUCAGGCUCUCUGCAGAGGAUAUGUUAUGAGAAAAGAGUUUGUAAAGAUGAUGGAGAGAAGAGAAUCUAUCUUCAGUAUUCAGUAUAACAUCCGCUCCUUCAUGAAUGUGAAAAACUGGCCAUGGUUGAAGCUGUACUUCAAGAUUAAGCCUCUGCUAAAGAGUGCCGAGACUGAGAAAGAGCUGCAGCAAAUGAAGGACAAUUAUGAUAAGAUGCAAUCAGACCUGGCUACAGCUUUGGCCAAAAAGAAAGAGCUGGAAGAGAAGAUGGUUUCCCUGCUGCAGGAGAAGAAUGACCUCCAACUGCAAGUGGCAGCGGAAACCGAGAACCUCUCAGAUGCUGAGGAAAGGUGUGAAGGGCUCAUUAAGAGCAAGAUCCAACUCGAGGCCAAACUCAAAGAGUCGUCCGAGAGACUGGAAGAUGAAGAAGAAAUUAAUGCUGAGCUGACUGCCAAGAAGAGGAAGUUGGAGGACGAAUGCUCAGAGUUGAAGAAAGAUAUUGAUGACUUGGAACUCACCUUGGCUAAAGUGGAGAAGGAGAAACAUGCCACAGAAAACAAGGUGAAAAACCUGACAGAGGAGCUGGCAACUCAAGAUGAGUCUAUUGCCAAGUUGACAAAGGAGAAGAAAGCCCUCCAAGAGGCCCACCAGCAAACACUGGAUGAUCUCCAGGCAGAGGAAGACAAAGUCAACACUCUGACCAAGGCCAAGACAAAGCUGGAACAGCAAGUGGAUGAUCUCGAGGGCUCACUGGAGCAAGAGAAGAAGCUCCGCAUGGACCUUGAGAGAGCCAAGAGGAAGCUUGAGGGAGAUCUGAAACUCUCCCAGGAAUCCAUAAUGGAUCUGGAGAAUGACAAACAGCAAUCAGAUGAAAAACUCAAAAAGAAAGACUUUGAGACCAGCCAGCUCCUCAGCAAGAUUGAGGAUGAACAGUCUCUAGGGGCUCAGCUCCAGAAGAAGAUUAAGGAACUCCAGGCUCGUAUUGAAGAGCUGGAAGAGGAGAUUGAGGCUGAGAGGGCCGCAAGGGCCAAGGUGGAGAAGCAGAGGGCUGACCUCUCCAGAGAGCUGGAGGAGAUCAGUGAGAGGCUUGAGGAAGCUGGUGGAGCAACAGCCGCUCAGAUUGAGAUGAACAAGAAGCGUGAGGCUGAGUUCCAGAAGCUCCGCCGUGAUCUCGAAGAAUCCACCCUGCAACAUGAGUCUACAGCAGCCGCUCUACGCAAGAAGCAAGCCGACAGUGUUGCAGAGCUGGGAGAACAGAUCGACAAUCUCCAGCGUGUCAAGCAGAAGUUGGAGAAGGAGAAGAGCGAGUACAAGAUGGAGAUUGAUGACCUCUCCAGCAACAUGGAGGCUGUUGCUAAAUCUAAGGGCAACUUGGAAAAAAUGUGCAGAAGUCUUGAAGACCAGUUUGCAGAACUCAAAACUAAAAAUGAUGAGCAUGUCCGUCAGCUGAACGAUAUCAAUGCUCACAAGGCAAGACUCCAAACUGAGAAUGGUGAGUAUUCACGCCAGCUUGAGGAGAAAGAAGCUCUGGUUUCCCAGCUGACCAGGGGAAAGCAGGCCUUUACUCAGCAGAUUGAAGAACUCAAGAGACUUGUUGAGGAGGAAGUGAAGGCCAAGAAUGCCCUGGCCCAUUCUGUUCAGUCUUCCCGCCAUGACUGUGAUCUGCUCAGAGAGCAGUUUGAGGAGGAGCAGGAGGCCAAAGCUGAGCUGCAGCGAGGAAUGUCCAAGGCCAACAGUGAGGUGGCACAGUGGAGGACCAAAUACGAGACUGAUGCUAUCCAGCGCACUGAGGAGCUGGAGGAGGCCAAGAAGAAGCUCGCCCAGCGUCUCCAGGAGGCGGAGGAGUCCAUUGAAGCUGUGAACUCCAAGUGUGCCUCUUUGGAGAAGACCAAGCAGAGACUGCAGGGUGAGGUGGAGGACCUCAUGAUUGAUGUAGAGAGAGCUAACGCCCUGGCUGCCAACCUGGAUAAGAAACAGAGGAACUUUGACAAAGUCUUGGCAGAAUGGAAGCAAAAGUAUGAAGAGGGUCAGGCAGAGCUGGAAGGAGCCCAGAAGGAGGCUCGUUCUCUCAGUACUGAACUGUUCAAGAUGAAGAACUCUUAUGAGGAGACUCUUGAUCACCUGGAGACCAUGAAGAGGGAGAACAAGAACCUGCAGCAGGAGAUCUCAGACCUGACUGAACAGAUUGGUGAGACUGGAAAGAGCAUCCAUGAGCUGGAAAAGGCCAAGAAGACUGUUGAGUCUGAGAAGUCUGAAAUUCAGACAGCACUGGAGGAGGCAGAGGGCACACUGGAGCAUGAGGAGGCCAAGAUUAUCCGCGUUCAGCUCGAGCUCAACCAGGUCAAGGGUGAGGUUGACAGGAAGCUGGCCGAGAAGGACGAGGAGAUGGAGCAGAUCAAGAGAAACAGCCAGAGAGUGAUUGACUCCAUGCAGAGCACUCUUGAUGCUGAGGUCAGAAGCAGGAAUGAUGCCCUGAGAGUCAAGAAGAAGAUGGAGGGAGACCUCAAUGAGAUGGAGAUUCAGCUGAGCCAUGCCAAUAGACAGGCUGCUGAGGCCCAGAAACAACUGAGGAAUGUCCAGGGUCAGCUCAAGGAUGCCCAACUGCACCUUGAUGAGGCUAUCAGAGGACAGGAGGACAUGAAGGAGCAGGUUGCCAUGGUGGAGCGCAGAAACACCCUGAUGCUGGCUGAAAUUGAGGAGCUGAGAGCUGCUCUUGAGCAAACAGAUAGAGCACGCAAAGUGGCUGAGCAGGAGCUGGUUGAUGCCAGCGAGCGUGUCGGACUGCUUCACUCUCAGAACACCAGCCUUAUCAACACCAAAAAGAAGCUGGAAUCUGACCUUGUCCAGAUUCAAGGUGAAGUAGAGGAUACUGUCCAGGAAGCAAGAAAUGCUGAGGAGAAAGCCAAAAAGGCUAUCACUGAUGCUGCCAUGAUGGCUGAGGAGCUGAAGAAGGAGCAGGACACCAGUGCUCACCUGGAGAGGAUGAAGAAGAACAUGGAGGUCAGUGUCAAGGACCUGCAGCAUCGUCUGGAUGAGGCUGAGAACCUCGCCAUGAAGGGUGGCAAGAAGCAGCUUCAGAAACUGGAGUCUAGGGUGCGUGAGCUAGAAUCAGAAGUUGAGGCAGAGCAGAGACGUGGAGCCGAUGCUAUUAAAGGACUCCGCAAAUAUGAGAGGAGAGUGAAGGAGCUGACCUACCAAACUGAGGAGGACAAGAAGAACAUGACCAGACUUCAGGAUUUGGUGGAUAAACUACAGAUGAAAGUUAAAUCGUACAAGAGACAGGCUGAGGAAGCUGAGGAGCAGGCCAACACUCAUAUGACCAGGCUCAGGAAGGUCCAGCAUGAGAUGGAGGAGUCUCAGGAGCGUGCUGACAUUGCUGAGUCCCAGGUCAACAAGUUGAGGGCCAAGAGUCGUGAAGUCGGAAAGGUUGAUGCUGAGUAUGCCAUCAUGAGCACCGAUGCGGAGAUGGAGCAGUAUGGCCCCGCAGCCAUUUACCUGCGGAAGCCAGAGAAGGAGAGGAUUGAGGCACAGGCAGCUCCCUUUGAUGCCAAAAGUGCCUUCUUUGUGGUUGAUCCCGCUGAGAUGUACCUCAAGGGUAAACUCACAAAGAGGGAAGGUGGUAAAGCCACAAUUGAAAUGGACGGUGGAAAGACUGUCACUGUGAAAGAGGAUGACAUCCACCCCAGAAACCCACCCAAGUUCGAUAAAAUUGAGGACAUGGCCAUGAUGACCCACCUCAACGAGCCUUGUGUUUUGUAUAACCUCAAAGAGCGUUAUGCAUCAUGGAUGAUCUAUUGGCUUCCUGUGUACGACGCUACAUGCGUGGCAGCAUACAGAGGAAAGAAGAGGAUUGAGGCUCCACCCCACAUCUUCUCCAUCUCCGACAAUGCCUAUCAGUUCAUGCUUACUGAUCGUGAGAAUCAGUCUGUCCUGAUUACUGGAGAAUCCGGUGCAGGAAAGACUGUCAACACCAAGCGUGUCAUCCAGUACUUUGCAACAAUUGCAGCUAUUGGAGCCAAGAAGGCUGAACCAACACCAGGCAAAAUGCAGGGCUCCCUUGAGGACCAAAUUGUUGCAGCCAACCCUUUGCUGGAGGCCUAUGGUAAUGCCAAAACUGUGAGGAAUGACAACUCAUCCCGUUUUGGUAAAUUCAUUAGGAUUCACUUUGGCUCCAGUGGAAAGCUGUCCUCUGCUGAUAUUGAAACAUAUCUGCUGGAGAAGUCCCGUGUCACCUUCCAGUUGUCCGCAGAGAGGAGCUACCAUAUCUUCUACCAGCUGAUGACUGGACACAAGCCUGAGCUGCUGGAGGCUCUUUUGAUCACCACCAACCCUUAUGACUACCCAAUGAUCAGUCAGGGUGAAAUCACUGUCAAGAGCAUCAAUGAUGUGGAAGAGUUCAUUGCAACAGAUACUGCUAUCGACAUCCUGGGCUUCAAUGCAGAGGAGAAAAUUGGCAUCUACAAGUUGACAGGUGCUGUGAUGCAUCAUGGCAACAUGAAAUUCAAGCAGAAGCAGCGUGAGGAGCAGGCUGAACCUGAUGGCACUGAGGUGGCUGACAAGAUUGCCUACCUCCUGGGCCUGAACUCUGCCGAUAUGCUGAAAGCACUGUGCUACCCCAGAGUCAAAGUUGGAAAUGAGUUUGUGACCAAAGGUCAAACCGUCCCCCAGGUGAACAAUGCUGUCUCAGCCUUGUGCAAGUCGAUCUACGAGAAAAUGUUCUUGUGGAUGGUCAUCCGUAUCAAUGAGAUGUUGGACACAAAGCAGCCAAGACAGUUCUUCAUUGGAGUGUUGGAUAUCGCUGGAUUUGAGAUCUUUGAUUUCAACAGCUUGGAGCAACUGUGCAUCAACUUCACCAAUGAGAAACUGCAACAGUUUUUCAACCAACACAUGUUUGUUCUGGAGCAAGAGGAAUACAAGAAAGAAGGCAUUGAGUGGGAAUUCAUUGACUUCGGCAUGGACUUAGCUGCUUGCAUUGAGCUUAUUGAGAAGCCAAUGGGCAUUUUCUCCAUCCUUGAAGAGGAGUGCAUGUUCCCCAAGGCCUCUGAUACAACAUUCAAGAACAAGCUGCAUGAUCAGCAUCUUGGAAAGACCAAAGCCUUUGAGAAGCCAAAGCCCGCAAAGGGCAAGGCUGAGGCCCACUUCUCUCUGGUUCACUAUGCUGGUACUGUGGACUACAACAUUGCUGGCUGGUUGGACAAGAACAAGGACCCAUUGAAUGACUCUGUUGUCCAGCUCUACCAGAAGGCAGCAAACAAACUGUUGGCCAUGUUGUAUGCAGCUCAUGCUUCAGCUGAAGAUGCCGGUGCAAAGAAGGGUGGUGGAAAGAAGAAGGGAGGUUCCUUCCAGACUGUGUCUGCUCUUUUCAGAGAGAACUUGGCAAAGCUGAUGACCAACUUGAGGAGCACUCAUCCUCACUUUGUGCGCUGCCUGAUUCCCAAUGAAACAAAGACCCCAGGUCUUAUGGAGAACUUCUUGGUCAUCCACCAGCUGAGAUGCAACGGUGUGCUGGAGGGCAUCAGAAUCUGCAGAAAGGGCUUCCCCAGCAGAAUCCUCUAUGCUGAUUUCAAGCAGAGAUACAAAGUAUUGAAUGCCAGUGUCAUCCCUGAGGGUCAGUUCAUUGACAACAAGAAGGCAUCAGAGAAACUGCUCGGCUCCAUUGAUGUGGAUCACACUCAGUACAGAUUUGGGCACACUAAGGUAUUCUUCAAAGCUGGUCUACUGGGUACCCUGGAGGAGAUGAGAGAUGAGAAACUGGCUGCACUGGUGACCAUGACUCAGGCUCUCUGCAGAGGAUAUGUUAUGAGGAAGGAGUUUGUAAAGAUGAUGGAGAGGAGAGAAGCUAUCUACAGUAUUCAGUAUAACGUCCGUUCCUUCAUGAAUGUGAAAAACUGGCCAUGGCUGAAGCUGUAUUUCAAGAUCAAGCCUCUCUUAAAAAGUGCUGAGACCGAGAAAGAGCUGCAGCAGAUGAAGGAGAAUUAUGAUAAGAUGCAAUCAGACCUGGCUGCAGCUCUGGCCAAAAAGAAAGAGCUGGAGGAGAAGAUGGUUUCCCUGCUGCAGGAGAAGAAUGACCUUCAACUGCAAGUAGCAGCGGAAACCGAUAACCUCUCAGAUGCUGAGGAAAGGUGUGAAGGGCUCAUUAAGAGCAAGAUCCAGCUUGAAGCCAAACUCAAGGAGACAACCGAGAGACUGGAAGAUGAAGAAGAAAUUAAUGCUGAGCUGACUGCCAAGAAGAGGAAGCUGGAGGACGAAUGCUCAGAGUUGAAGAAAGAUAUUGAUGACUUGGAACUCACCUUGGCUAAAGUGGAGAAGGAGAAACAUGCCACAGAAAACAAGGUGAAAAACCUGACAGAGGAGAUGGCAUCUCAAGAUGAGUCUAUUGCCAAGUUGACAAAGGAGAAGAAAGCCCUCCAAGAGGCCCACCAGCAAACACUGGAUGAUCUCCAGGCAGAGGAAGACAAAGUCAACACUCUGACCAAGGCCAAGACAAAGCUGGAACAGCAAGUGGAUGAUCUUGAAGGCUCACUGGAGCAAGAGAAGAAGCUCCGCAUGGACCUUGAGAGAGCCAAGAGGAAGCUUGAGGGAGAUCUGAAACUGGCCCAGGAAUCCAUAAUGGAUCUGGAGAAUGACAAACAGCAAUCAGAUGAAAAACUCAAGAAGAAAGACUUUGAGACAAGCCAACUUCUCAGCAAGAUUGAGGAUGAACAGUCUCUUGGUGCUCAACUCCAGAAGAAGAUUAAGGAACUCCAGGCUCGUAUUGAGGAGCUGGAAGAGGAGAUUGAGGCUGAGAGGGCCGCAAGGGCCAAGGUGGAGAAGCAGAGGGCUGACCUCUCCAGAGAGCUGGAGGAGAUCAGUGAGAGGCUUGAGGAAGCUGGUGGAGCAACAGCCGCUCAAAUUGAGAUGAACAAGAAACGUGAGGCUGAGUUCCAGAAGCUGCGCCGUGAUCUGGAAGAGUCCACCCUGCAGCAUGAGGCUACAGCAGCCGCUCUCCGCAAGAAGCAAGCCGACAGUGUUGCAGAGCUGGGAGAACAGAUCGACAACCUCCAGCGUGUCAAGCAGAAGCUGGAGAAGGAGAAGAGCGAGUACAAGAUGGAGAUUGAUGACCUCUCCAGCAACAUGGAGGCUGUUGCUAAAUCUAAGGGCAACUUGGAAAAAAUGUGCAGAAGUCUUGAAGACCAAUUUGGUGAACUCAAAGCUAAAAAUGAUGAGCAUGUCCGUCAGCUGAAUGAUAUCAAUGCUCAAAGAGCAAGACUCCAAACUGAGAAUGGUGAGUUUUCACGCCAGCUUGAGGAGAAGGAAGCCCUUGUUUCCCAGCUGACCAGGGGAAAGCAGGCUUACACUCAGCAAAUUGAGGAGCUCAAGAGGCAGACUGAGGAGGAAGUGAAGGCCAAGAAUGCCCUGGCCCAUGCAGUUCAGUCUGCCCGCCAUGACUGUGAUCUGCUCAGAGAGCAGUUUGAGGAGGAGCAGGAGGCCAAAGCCGAGCUGCAGCGAGGAAUGUCCAAGGCCAACAGUGAGGUGGCACAGUGGAGGACCAAAUACGAGACUGAUGCUAUCCAGCGCACUGAGGAGCUGGAGGAGGCAAAGAAGAAACUCGCCCAGCGUCUCCAGGAGGCGGAGGAGUCCAUUGAAGCUGUGAACUCCAAGUGUGCCUCUUUGGAGAAGACCAAGCAGAGACUGCAGGGUGAGGUGGAGGACCUCAUGAUUGAUGUAGAGAGAGCAAACGCCCUGGCUGCCAACCUGGACAAGAAACAGAGGAACUUUGACAAGGUCUUGGCAGAAUGGAAACAGAAGUUUGAGGAGGGUCAGGCAGAGCUGGAAGGAGCCCAGAAGGAGGCUCGUUCUCUCAGUACUGAACUGUUCAAGAUGAAGAACUCUUAUGAGGAGGCUCUUGAUCAGCUGGAGACCAUGAAGAGGGAGAACAAGAACCUGCAGCAGGAGAUCUCAGAUCUUACUGAACAGAUUGGUGAGACUGGAAAGAGCAUCCAUGAGCUGGAAAAGGCCAAGAAGACUGUGGAGACUGAGAAGUCUGAAAUUCAGACAGCACUGGAGGAGGCAGAGGGCACACUGGAGCAUGAGGAGGCCAAAAUUCUCCGUGUUCAGCUCGAGCUCAACCAGGUCAAGGGUGAGGUUGACAGGAAGCUGGCCGAGAAGGACGAGGAGAUGGAGCAGAUCAAGAGAAACAGCCAGAGAGUGAUUGACUCCAUGCAGAGCACUCUUGAUGCUGAGGUCAGAAGCAGGAAUGAUGCCAUGAGAAUCAAGAAGAAGAUGGAGGGAGACCUCAAUGAGAUGGAGAUUCAGCUGAGCCAUGCCAACAAGAUGGCUGCUGAGGCCCAGAAACAACUAAGGAAUGUCCAGGGACAACUCAAGGAUGCCCAACUGCACCUUGAUGAGGCUAUCAGGGGACAGGAGGACAUGAAGGAGCAGGUUGCCAUGGUGGAGCGCAGAAACACCCUGAUGCUGGCUGAAAUUGAGGAGCUGAGAGCUGCUCUUGAGCAAACAGAGAGAGCACGUAAAGUGGCAGAGCAGGAGCUUGUUGAUGCCAGUGAGCGUGUCGGACUUCUUCACUCUCAGAACACCAGCCUUAUCAACACCAAGAAGAAGCUGGAGUCUGACCUUGUCCAGAUUCAGAGUGAAGUGGACGAUACCAUCCAGGAGGCAAGAAACGCUGAGGAUAAAGCCAAAAAGGCUAUCACUGAUGCUGCAAUGAUGGCUGAAGAGCUGAAGAAGGAGCAGGACACCAGUGCUCACCUGGAGAGGAUGAAGAAGAACCUGGAGGUCACUGUCAAGGACCUGCAGCACCGUCUGGAUGAGGCUGAGAACCUCGCCAUGAAGGGUGGCAAGAAGCAGCUCCAGAAACUGGAGUCUAGGGUGCGUGAGCUCGAAUCUGAGGUUGAUGCCGAGCAGAGACGAGGAGCCGAUGCUGUUAAAGGCGUGCGCAAAUAUGAGAGGAGAGUGAAGGAGCUGACCUACCAGGUUUGUUCUUUUACACAAAUCAUCAGUGAAGCCCUCUAAUUCUUAAAGUACACAUUAGAAUAUACACAAUUUUAUCUCUAGACUGAGGAAGACAAGAAGAACGUGAACAGACUUCAGGACCUGGUGGAUAAACUUCAGCUGAAAGUCAAGGCUUACAAGAGACAGUCUGAGGAGGCUGAGGAGCAGGCCAACACUCACAUGUCCAGACUCAGGAAGGUCCAGCAUGAGCUGGAAGAGGCUCAGGAGCGUGCUGACAUCGCUGAGUCCCAGGUCAACAAGCUGAGGGCCAAGAGCCGCGAUGCUGGAAAGUCCGACGUCGCUGAAUAAGGGAUUCUCCUUUGAUGGCAUUCAACGGGAAUCAUAAAAUAUGACCAAAUGUUGAAAUGUCUUCUUGCAAUGCUUUUACU